Molecule: messenger RNA, 1539 nt
Organism: Populus nigra (black poplar)
Lineage: Eukaryota; Viridiplantae; Streptophyta; Magnoliopsida; Malpighiales; Salicaceae
Exons: 6
Coding region: 189-1289 (366 amino acids)
Source: RefSeq, a predicted model, not a curated record
AGACAAACACUAGCUCCACCACCUUUCGACCUCAGUCUCUGCAUUAACGGUCACAUUUCUUACACCAUCUCUUACACCCGUCACGGUUUUUUUAGUUCUUUAUCUCUCUCUCUAGGACCCUUCCUCUCCUCAGCUGUAAUAAUUUUGCUCCCUUUCUGGGUCUCACUCUGUUUUUUUCCUUCUCUGCAAUGGAACCUGAAAAAAUAGAUUGGAAGAGAAUAGACUCUGUCUUUGUAGAAGAUAGAUUGUAUGAGAACGUAAAUGCACCCAAAUGGUUUGAUUUCUUUGCUCCUGAAGAUUCCAUAGAUGAUGAAGCCUGGUUUUGCAGACCUGAUUGUAACCACCCAAAGACAGCUGAGGAUUUCUUUAAAACCACACCAACUUCUAAGUUUUCAAGCUCAGGUGAUAAAGCUAGAAGUAGAACCCCUCUCAGCGAGAAGAAUCAAAGAGAUGCAAAAUCGAAGAGAAGGGGGCAAAGUCAGUCUUCAUUUACAUCAUACAAUUACAAAGCUAAAUUCAAUCAGGAUAGCGAAAAUCGGAAUCCAAAUUUACCAACACCAACAAAUCACCAUAAGUCUACGAAAGAAAUGAUCAAAUCAAGCAGCUGUGAGAAUAAUAAACCUAUGGAUGAUGUACCACAAGCCAGGGAGGCACCAAGGCUAAAAAGCACGUUAUCGGCAAGGAAUUUGUUUGCCGGGAAAGAUAAAUUAGGUCAUAUUACUGAGUUUUGCAGUGAAUUGAAGAAGAUGGCGACAAGAGCGUGGGAAAAAGAGAGUUUGAAUGAGAGGGAGAGUCAAGUGGGGGAGAAGAAAGAUGGGGUGUUCGGGAGUGAGGGUUCUAGAGAGGUUUUAAGAGAGUUGAAUGUGAAGGUGAAAGAGAGCAAACCACUGCUUGAAAAGGAUGGAGAGAAAUCCGGAGGAAAUGAGAAUGGAAGUGUCAAAGAGAAGCAAUGGAAGAAGAAAAGAGAUGAUGAUGCAGAAAACAUACCGGUCCCUUUGAAUUUGGCAAAUGUGAAGAACAAAGGAGAGGAGCGGUUGUUGCAAAUUAGGACCAAUCCGCCUUCACCUCAAUGCUUUUCUGCCAAUCGUGCACCCGCCAAAACUACUACCCCUUCAAAGGCUUCCAGGUCCAGGCUUACGGUAAGGGGAAUGCUUGAAGAAUUGAAGGAUAAGGAGAUCACAGAGGAGGAAACUGAGGGCAAAGGCACAAGUUUUUUUGCUGCCGAUGGAAGAGAAUCAAGAGUUUUGGAUGUUUUCUGGUUCCUAAAGCCCUGCACGCACUCCAGCUGAAAGGUGGAAGCCCGCUCCCUCUCCGGCGAAUCCAAAAUUCAUUGUUUUAAAGAUUUUUUUUCUUUUAGCCCAGCUGAAACUCGUCAUUACACCUUGUUUUUCUGUAAUCCAUACAUCAACACCUCACGUUCACGUUCUUUAAUUCUUGUUCCUUGGUUGAUCUGAUUCAUUCGAUGUCAAUAAGAGAAAACUGUAAGAAGCGAAUUCAAACUCAUUAUAGCAAAUAAAAUUUGUAUUUUUGAACUCCAAA